Molecule: messenger RNA, 579 nt
Organism: Phytophthora sojae
Lineage: Eukaryota; Oomycota; Peronosporomycetes; Peronosporales; Peronosporaceae
Exons: 1
Coding region: 1-579 (192 amino acids)
Source: RefSeq, a predicted model, not a curated record
AUGCUGCCGCCUCUCUCCGACAAGCUGGGCUCGAAGCUCCAGCUCUUAGUGCCCGUCGCCAUCGCGCCCUCGCUCGUGUCGACUCGGCGUAGCGCCCUGCUGGAACUGAAGAAAGUGGACGCGGUGCAAGUCAGCAGCGUAGGCAAGAAAGACCAGUUCGUCGUCGAGGUGUUUGCAGACUCGUCCGCCGUGGCAAACGCAGACAACGAGGAGCCCGCGAGGCCGGACGAGGCGCGGCCGCGGCGACCGACUACCCAAAUCGCGAGGACCCAAAUGGACUUCGUGCACCUCCGUAACCAAGUGUAUGAGCUUGCGCACGCAGCGCACCGUCGCGACCCCUGUGAGUUCUGCGCUGGGAUCCUGGACUUGAUCGUGUUUGGGGCGAACCCGGACGGUUUUUGGGUUGGCUUGCUGGGCGGUAAGCGGAUGGCCAAGACACUAGCUGGGUUUGCGAACGUCUUGCUCAAGGUGACCACGCAGCACACUUGCACGGACACUCGGGGCUGCUGCGACGCACAGACCUCCGUUCCGCAGCUCGUGCACACCUUCCUGUUCAAGGCAGCGAGCGAAGUUGUCUAG